This is a messenger RNA of Cryptococcus amylolentus CBS 6039, 2803 nucleotides long. RefSeq lists its product as hypothetical. The transcript is spliced from 13 exons. Gene Ontology annotation, cellular component: transcription factor TFIIIC complex. Gene Ontology annotation, biological process: transcription initiation at RNA polymerase III promoter. The coding region runs from base 141 to 2021 and encodes 626 amino acids. Lineage: Eukaryota; Fungi; Basidiomycota; Tremellomycetes; Tremellales; Cryptococcaceae. The record is from RefSeq and is a predicted model, not a curated record. Gene Ontology annotation, molecular function: histone acetyltransferase activity; protein binding.
AAAGUCUAUCCUCGACAAUCCAAGAGCCAUCCAGUACUGGCCACGUUCGAGCUGCCUCUGAUCCGGCCCGUUUCCCUCCCACAGACCCUCACCCCUGCUGGACCAGACUGUCAUUGGCGCAGACCACGCCGACGGUCACCAUGCUCCCGGACCAGCCAUCACCGACCGUCAUCAGCUCCCGCAACCUUCAAUCAACACUCUCUCAUCCAUCGCAACAUACUGUCUCUUGGAAUGAUGAUGGACAGUGCCUUGUGUUGACCACAAAGAGGAUAUACGUAUCUACCCCUUAUCUUGCCACCAGACGUCCGAAGCCAAUCCGUCCCCUGGAUGACCGGUCAAUCAAGUCGAUACUGAAACUGCAAAAGAAGAACCCCGUCAAAGUAGAAGACCAUAGUGACGCGCCAUCACAGACAAAGCGGGCCAGACGCUCUAAGCGCCCUGCAGGAGGAGAGAUCGAAUGGUGGACAGUCGAGGCCCAGGUGAAUGACUUCAACAGGAAGGAAGCUUUUGACAGUGACGUGCCGUCGCUGUGUGCUACUAUCGGCGGAGAGGGCGAUCCUCUACGACAGGCUCUAUGGUCGCCUUCCGGCAUAGCACCUUCAGGAGGAUGCCUUAUGUGUAUCCUCACGGGCUCUGGCCGAGCUUUGAUAUUUGCGCCUGAUGGUGAUCCUCAAGCUGAACCUUGGCUGGAGAUCGAAGAACUUGCCCUAUCGUCCCGAAAUUCAGCAUCACCGUCUUCAUCCCCGCCAGAAGAGAAGAUGGAUCCACAGGAAGAUGAUGUUUUGGAGUCGCGGUCGACUUGUAUCGCUUGGUCCAAGCACAUCCCUUCUACAGAUAUGAUGGGAGUCGAUGGUAGUGUCAUUGCCGUUGCCAACCGAUCCGGCAGUAUUGCCCUAUGGACAUAUGCCGCACAAAAGACAUCAACACAGCUGGACUAUUUACGGAUGUGCCCAGUGGGAUCUUGGUCAACACAGAUGGCAUGGUCGGAAUGGACGCCUCUUGACGAGGACACAUAUAAGUCACGCCUGGCUUUCUGUGUGUCUGACGGAUCUAUCAAAGCCAUUGACGUGACGAGAACCGCCAAGACUGGAGGGAGCAAAAGGAAAAGCUGGGAAUUUCAGAGGGACGAUAUAACGACUCUUGAUCACGGAGAUGGGCGAGUGAUCACCUCGCUGAAAUGGAUCAACAACGUCCUCGUAUGGACGAAGGCAGGCACAGUGCAUAUGCUGGCAGAUGACGAGAGCCGGAAUAUCUCCUGGCGGGGCUUUCGUUCAUUUGAGCUCGCCAGAGUUGGUCACUGGGCUGGCGCAAGCCCUUACAGCCAAGUCAUUAGUAUCGAGCUGUUGAACCCUACCACGCUCCUUGUUGUUCAAUCAUCUCUUUCGACACACCUUAUACAGAGCUUCGACUCCUCGCCGGCUCUGGUCCCUAUCACCGAGUCAUUGCAGGUGGCGCUUGACGCACGAAGAAUAUCGCUGGAGAAUCUGGAUACCGUACCGGCUCCUCAGCUAGACGGCUGCGAUGGGCUGGAGGAAGAUGGGUGGACCACGCAUACGUCGGGAUGGGCGCGGGUGGGCGAUUGGGGUAGGAGCAUAAUUUGGGCGACUGAGUUGACGAGUUUCCAGACACUCCAUAUAGAGAGCGAAGCGCACCGCUAUGUGCACCUCAUCAUGGCCGAAAUAUGUGCUUCGACGGUUUCGGACGAGGCCUUCACACAGGCACUCACGAAGACCUUGCGGAGUCCCCGUGUCUUGGUUCACAUCUCUCCGCAAUAUGUCCUCAUGCCAUUCAUGCUACACAUGCUCACAUUGUCGCCUUCUGACACCCUCGCGGCCGAUGUGCAAGAACUCGUACUGCUGUGCCUACAGAGGACGGCCGAGUAUGACUCUGCACUGGCGUCUCAAAACCUUGUCGUCGGCCUAUGGAAUGAUUCGUCGCUCAAUUCGCUCCGCCUUUGCCUGAUUCUAGCCAUCUGGUGUACCGUGAGUCUCGUCGUCAAAGAUUUCCGCGCUAAGAGAUAAGCCUAACAACCUUCGCAGUCGAUUUUCGAUCAGUCAACAACCGAAUCCCAGCUUUUGGUCUCGAAGCUAUCGAAGAAAAUCCGCUCGUAUCUUAUCACCCUGAAGCUAGCGUGGUUGAGCAUCACAAUCGAUACACAUACGUCACUCGGGCCCUUCGACCGACGAUUCAUCGCUCGCCUUAUCAAACUCGUUCAAGAACCAUCGGACCCGAGUGGCAUCUCCGCGCCGGCCGACACUAUCCAAUCCAGUGCUCGGAAUUUGUCAACUUUGUUGGGCUUGGACCAAGAUAGCGAGGCAUCGGCCGAUGAGCGUUGCCCCAUUUGCAUGGCCGAAGGCGAAGAUGGCGGCGUGUGCAAGAACGGACAUUCCAUGCCUGAGCGCUGCUCUCUGACGGAUCUCCCUAUCACGUCCGAAGCGCCCCGUGUCUGUUCAAUCUGUCUGGCGCCUGCUUUCCCAAACUACAGCAGCGGUGACCCCAUGACUCAACAUGGCGUCAAUCGGCCGACACAUCAAGAUACGGUGGUGCAAAUGGUGUUGGAUAGUGCCAUCGGAUGCGCCAUUUGCGGUGGCCGAUGGAUCACGAAAAGCAAAAGACGCGCGUUGGAGUAGAGGUCAGAAACCGGAGACCGAAGUGUUGCGAAGCGCGAAGAGAGAUACCUUAUCUCUAGUGCGUUGGUUUGCCGAGGCAAAGCCCGUGGCCCGUGGUCGAUCGCCUUGAAUGAGACUGACCAGCCAAUGGCGAGCCACGUAUAUGCAUUGAUCGUCUGUCCUGAUUAUAGACG